AUGGCUGUCAAGGCACUCCUUCCUCUUGCACUCCUCGCGGUUUCGCAGACUGCGCAUGCUGCAAUCACCCGUCGCGUCGCAUGUCCUGACGGCGUGAACACUGCAACAAACGCAGCAUGCUGCGCGUUUUUUGCUAUUAGGGAUGACAUUCAGGAGAACCUCUUUGACGGCGGCGAGUGCGGGGAGGAGGUCCACGAGUCGCUUCGUUUGACCUUCCACGAUGCUAUAGGUAUCUCGCAAUCCAAUUCAAACGCGGACGGCGGUAUCGACGAGAUUGUCGAUGCACAGACUCCGUUCAUAGCUAAACACAACAUCACCGCUGGCGAUUUUAUCCAAUUCGCCGGUGCUGUCGGCGUGUCCAAUUGCCCAGGCGCGCCUCAACUCGACUUCUUCCUCGGCCGUCCAGGGGCCGUUCACCCGGCGGUGGACAAGACCGUUCCAGAGCCCUUCGACACAGUGGACUCCAUCCUUGGCCGCUCUGCCGACGCUGGCGACUUCACACCGGCUGAAGUCGUCGCGCUCUUAGCUUCACACACCAUUGCAGCGGCAGAUCUCGUCGAUCCCAGCAUCCCUGGUACACCCUUCGAUUCCACUCCCGGCAUGUUCGACAGCCAGUUCUUUGUCGAAACGCAGCUUCGUGGCACACUAUUCCCUGGUACCGGCGGGAACCAAGGCGAGGUUGAAUCCCCUCUGCGCGGCGAGAUCCGUCUCCAAUCAGACUCAGAGCUCGCUCGCGAUUCCCGCACGGCCUGCGAGUGGCAGAGCAUGGUGAACAACGAAGCGAAGAUGCAGGCAGCGUUCAAGGGGGCGAUGCUCAAGCUAUCAGUCCUCGGUCACAACAUCGAGGAUAUGAUUGAUUGCUCAGAGGUCAUCCCGGUUCCCAAGGCGCUACCGCCCAAGGCUGCAACAUUCCCCGCUGGCCUGAGCCACGCCGAUGUCGAGCAGGCGUGCGCACCUGCUGCUUUCCCGACUCUGGCUUCCGACCCUGGACCAGCAAUGGCAGUCCCUCCAGUUCCGCCUUCGUAG
This is a messenger RNA of Punctularia strigosozonata HHB-11173 SS5, 1026 nucleotides long. It is a transcript of the gene MnP3-short, whose product is annotated as manganese peroxidase 1 precursor. The transcript has 5 exons. Lineage: Eukaryota; Fungi; Basidiomycota; Agaricomycetes; Corticiales; Punctulariaceae. Bases 1 to 1026 code for a protein of 341 amino acids. The record is from RefSeq and is a predicted model, not a curated record. Gene Ontology annotation, biological process: cellular response to oxidative stress; hydrogen peroxide catabolic process; response to reactive oxygen species. Gene Ontology annotation, molecular function: heme binding; peroxidase activity.